AUGGUAUCUGCCGCUCAUCCUGCUUCCCCUGCCGACUGCCCCUCCGUAUUUCCUUGCCUUGUUUCUCUUCUCACUCACGCUCCACGCAAGACCAUGCCAUUUCCCAUCGACAGUCCCCUCACUACUCCCUGGGCUGACAACAUCACCACCUUUGCCCAUGCCCUCCGCUCUACCCUUCCAGCCAACUAUUCAAAGCCUCUGCCUCCUGUCAUGCGUGCUGCAGAUCGCUGUUGGUGCGAGCUUGGCUCAGGCGUCUUUUUUGAGCCCUUUAAUGUCACAAACUGGGAGUAUCGCAGCGUACAACGUCUCAGCCAGAAGCUCAUCAGCGACAUCCCCACCGACCACCCCGUCAACUCUACUCUCUCACCCGAUCUAUCUAUCCCCCAUUCACCGCCCCCGUCUGCUUUCUUGAUUUUUUUGUCGGCAAUUUUAUCCCGCAUCCCUCUCUCUUCGCGUGUCGAGUCAGAACCACCCCCACAAAUUCAUCAACCCAUCAACUCUUCCUCACUUUCUGGACCACCUCUCCCCUUGCUGCCCACACAGUAUGACCUACGUCCUUAUGGCCUGGGCAUCAUUCUUGAUUUGGGUUGGUCCAGGUAA
Messenger RNA from Psilocybe cubensis, 600 nucleotides. RefSeq lists its product as uncharacterized. Lineage: Eukaryota; Fungi; Basidiomycota; Agaricomycetes; Agaricales; Agrocybaceae. The transcript has 2 exons. The coding region runs from base 1 to 600 and encodes 199 amino acids. The record is from RefSeq and is a predicted model, not a curated record.